Molecule: messenger RNA, 1016 nt
Organism: Manihot esculenta (cassava)
Lineage: Eukaryota; Viridiplantae; Streptophyta; Magnoliopsida; Malpighiales; Euphorbiaceae
Product: mitochondrial outer membrane protein porin of 34 kDa-like
Exons: 5
Coding region: 1-852 (283 amino acids)
Biological process (GO): monoatomic anion transmembrane transport
Cellular component (GO): mitochondrial outer membrane
Molecular function (GO): voltage-gated monoatomic anion channel activity
Source: RefSeq, a predicted model, not a curated record
AUGAAUUUUCAUGAUUUGCAUUUUGCUCGCUUUUCCUUUUAUGUCCAAAAUUUGACAAUUAAUAUUGCUGUGUGGACGUUGUGGCAGAUGGAGAGGUGCUUUCCCGUGGCCAUUACAUCUACAGGUGUAAAGAAGGGUGAGCUGUUUGUGGCUGAUGUCAAUACUCAGCUAAAGAACAAGAAUAUCACUACUGAUGUCAAAGUGGAUACAGACUCUAAUCUACUUACAACCAUUACAUUUGAUGAACCUGCUCCUGGACUGAAGGCAAUUUUGAGCUUCAAAGUUCCAGAUCAAAGGUCUGGAAAGAUGGAGAUUCAAUAUCUGCAUGACUUUGCAGCUGUAAGUUCUAGCAUUGGGUUGACACCUAACCCUAUUGUUAACUUCUCUGGUGUGAUUGGGUCCAAUGUUACCUCACUUGGCGCGGAUCUGUCAUUUGACACCAAAACUGGGAACUUCACAAAAUGCAAUGCUGGACUCAGCUACUCAAGUGCAGACCUAGUUGCUUCAUUAACUUUUAAUGACAAAGGUGAUUCCCUGAAAGCAUCCUACUACCAUAUUGUGAACCCUUUGCUUGCUGCUGGUGCCGAGGUGAGCCAUAGCUUCUUAACCAAUGAGAAUACAAUUACAGUUGGUUCCCAAUAUGCAUUGGAUCCAUUGAUCACAUUGAAGGCAAAGUUUGAAGGGAAGUAUAAUGGUUUGCAAAAACUUGUAGAAGACCAAAAUCAGCUGAUAGCUCAAAUGCGUGAUGAACUACAGACAGCGAAGAUGGGACAACAGUCUUCCUCAUUGAUGCCAUCAUCGUCUGAUAUUCCUCCAGCUCAUAGAUCCCUUGGUGAUUCACAUAUGGAUUAGCAUGAUGUCAUUUCCCACGUACUUAAAUAAUAUAUUUUAUGAUAUGAAUUUGAUACUAUUUGGAUCCAUUAUAUAUUUUGAGAUAUUUUAAGUGUCUGAGUGUUGAACUAUAUAGUAAUGUUUUGAACUUUUAGAUUGCAGAAUUAUGAAAUGAAGUUUAUGUG